Messenger RNA from Mesorhabditis belari, 969 nucleotides. NCBI's taxonomy places the organism in Eukaryota, Metazoa, Nematoda, Chromadorea, Rhabditida, Rhabditidae. The record is from the annotation of a GenBank genome assembly.
AUGCCGCACACUAUUUUUCACGAUUUGGCGCUCAAUUUUAAAAAGGAUCAACACUGGUCUCAAAUCGAAACCCAAUUCUAUCAGGCAUUAACCGCUUUGGAAUGGUCUCCAAACGGAAACCACUGUGCUGUUGGUAAACUCGAUGGAUCCGUUCAAAUACUUUGCAUUGAAGAUUCUUUCGUUCCAUGUUGCUCAAUUGAGCCAUCCACUUCAAAAAUCACGAGCGUUUCCUUCAAUGAAACAUCGGAUCUUUUUGCGUCAACAUCGAUCGAUGAGAAAUUUGCAUUUAUCACAGGCUUUAAUGUGAGCGAUGGGAAAUUGAAUAAACGAUCAUCUCGAGUGAAAUGCUUGGAGAUUCCUCGUUUCGUCUCUUUCAUGGAGGAUGUGGCAAGGGGUCAGAAUAUUCUUGUCGCUGGGACACAGAGUGGAUUGAAACUCUUCGAUGUGGAUAGUGAGACAAUAUUCCGAGAAGUUAUGAUAAAAGGUGGUGCCACUUCGCUUCGCAGUUGGCAUGGCUGCAUGUUGGCGGUGGGUGUUGGCGAUAAAAGUGUUCAGAUUUGGGAUGUUCGCGUCAGAGAUCCCGUUUGGGUUUAUCGACCACAAGGUGCAGCAGUUCGCCCAUGUUUUGAUGUGGAUAAUUCGAAUCGCGUUUUAAUCGUCGCCGAUGAUAAAGGAGGAGUCACUUCAUUAGAUCUCGUCGCUCGGAAAGAGAUUUCGAAAAAGAAGGUAAUGUCCAACUCAAUUAAAGCGUUGAGGAUUAGCUCUAUCAUGAGAUUUCUCGUUUCAACUGACGGAGAAAGCACCUCAAUCUCAAACUUCAACGAUCCAGUCAACAUCGCUUCACAUCAACUAGAAAAACCUACGUCAAUACUAGGUUUUAGAUGGCAUCCAGAAGAGUGCUCUUUCUUGACUCGAUCCAGUGACAAAAUCCUCAGGAUUUGGCAGUACACUCCGAGUCAAUCCACCAUA